CCGGAAAUGUGAGACGGAAAGGAUGUAGUUAGCAGCUUAUGACGCUAGUCUAGAAAAAUGGGUCGACGCACGCAAGAAAGGGUAAAAAAGGCACGCAAGGAGCACGCAAGGGACUCUUGCGUGUGCGUGUUCCUGCGUUUCUCUGAAAACGCACAACUAUAAACUAGGCUUCACGGUCAGGGUUUUUCUCUUUUUUUUUUUAACUCCAUUCAUUCCAAUGGAGCCUUUGGGCUUGGCAUUUUGCGUUUUUUGGGAAAACCAAAAAACGCAUUAAUUUCAAAAAACACAGUAAAAAACACAAAAAACACAGUAAUUUCUCUUAGCGAGGUCAUAGCACACAAUUCCCGAUGGGUCCCGACACUUUUUGAGACAAUUCCGAGCAAAGGUGCGGGAGGAGAAGCCUGCCAAACCUUUGUACGGAAGAGAAUAAGGCGAUUUAUAAUAAGCCAGAGAGAUAACAAGGAGUAUGGCUCUGCUUCGCAGGCCACACUCAAUGAAAGCUUUGAGAUGCUCACUCUUCCUUUUGUUCUCAACUAUGUUUGCAUUGACGGCUUACUCUAGCAUAGAACACCUUUUGAAGUUAAAAAUAGUCAUUCAACACUAAAUCAGAUCAUGAAGAGCACAAAGGACAGAAACAAUUCUGUGCAACACUGUGGUCAGUUUACAUAUGUAUCUUCCUCUAAACUGUGGACAUACAAUGUGUGCAUUAUAGAAGCAUUGGUCCACAUCACUGGCAUAAAGGGAGCUAUAAGUUUUCAAAAUGUUCCUGUACAGUAAAAUUAAAUGUGAGCAAGAUUUCUAAUUUUCUUUCAACAACUCUCUCACACACUCCUUUUGAACACACUUAAUACACCCAUACACAUGUAAUGCUAUCUAAUAAAACAUAAAUCAAAUUGAAAAAAAGAAAACCAACACUGACAUACUCAAUGCUCCAAAAAACAACGCGUUUCACGCCAAACCAACAUUUUGUCACAAAUUCUAUCCACUAACCAAAUAAUAGGUCCAAAGAGACCCUAAUCAACCUAAAUUACACCUGUGGUCAUCCGAACAGACAAAUUUUUUGGCAAAAAGAGAAAUAGCAGGACUGUACACCAAAGGUAUAAUCUUAGCCAAUCACAAACAGCCUUCGUCUUCUAUAAGGGUUGGCUCUGUCCGUCAACACACAGGCUACAAACUGCAGAGCUACAGUGAUGAUGGCAAUUUUCAUUUUUCUUGUGCUUAGUCAAAUCUGUCAGGUGCCUGCUGUAAAUAAGACCUCCAGCAUCAACCAGGACACUGGGGUUAUAAAAGCUAACGUUGGGCAGAAUGUGACUUUAAAGUGCAUUUCUCAGAAUGAUGCUGUAACUUUCCUCUCUUGGUAUCAGCAAAAAAUUGGCAGCAAACCUGUCCUUAUAUCAAGCUGGCUGAAAAAAGAAGAGGUGUCCAUUUUUUCUCCGUUCAAAGAGAGGUUUCAAGUCUCAACAGGAGGUAGAGAUGGCACCAACCACCUCAUAAUCCAAGAACUUGACCACUUGGAUUCAGCGACAUAUUACUGUGGGAUUUUACAGUUCAACAUAAUUGAAUUGGGAGAGGGGGUUUUCCUACAUGUCCGAGCAUCACCAUCCAACAUCCGCUCCGUCCUCGGUCAGCCGCCGUUGAAGCAGCUUAGAUCGGGAGACUCUGUGAAUUUGAGCUGUACGGUGCAUGCUGGAGAAUGUGCGGGGGAGAAGACUCUCUACUGGUUCAGACAUCGUGCACCUGAGCUAAAAAUCAUGGAUAAAAAUCCAGUCAAGUGUGGAUUUUCUCCCCAACGACCAGACAGAGAAUGCACUUUAAACCUCACCUUGUCUUUGAGUUCUCCCCAUGCAGGGAUGUACUACUGUGCUCUGGACUCCUGUGGUGAGAUCGUGUUUGGCAAUGGAACGAGAGUGGAGAUUGAAGGAGGUUCCACCAGAGUCUCUCUUCUCCUGGUGUGUUGCCUGGGUGCAGCAUUGGCAGUUUUAAUUGUUUUGCUGCUCGCAUUGGCUUUUGUUUUGUACAAGUUGACCAAGAAUUCUUGCUCUUUCUGCAAAGGAGUUCUUACUCAUCCAGCACGUUCUGCAGCUUCUGACAUCGUGAACCAAGAUGCAGACGUCUAUUAUGCUGCGCUGAGUCUGAACAGAAAAAGUCAACGACCCCCUGAGAAGGACAACGUGGAGAGCACUUGUGUUUACUCUGGAGUGAAAAGUAGAAAGCGCUGACUGGAUUUUGCCUUCACAGCUAACCAUUUCUCUCCUGUCAAUCAUUUGCAAGACAGCAACAUUCACGUGAUUAAAUGUACAAUUUGAAAUGCUGUUGAAAGAAAAUAAAACUUUUUUUAAUGCAA
Gasterosteus aculeatus aculeatus (three-spined stickleback) is the source of this 2344-nucleotide messenger RNA. Its product is annotated as immunoglobulin kappa light chain-like. Gene Ontology annotation, biological process: response to bacterium. The record is from RefSeq and is a predicted model, not a curated record. NCBI's taxonomy places the organism in Eukaryota, Metazoa, Chordata, Actinopteri, Perciformes, Gasterosteidae.